AUGAUCGACUUCUCACCAAAAGCCACCCCCUCCAUCUCCAUAACCAUCGACGACGACGCCAUCCCCCUCGGCGAAACCGACCUCGCAAUCCAUGAGCUCCAAAGUGUCGCAAAGGAAGGCAUCGCCCUCGGCGCCGGCGCCGCCGCAAUCCUCCUCCAGAUUGCACACCCCAUGGUUGGCCAGGGCGUUGCAGACCACAGCACCUUCGCCAGCCGCACCAUCAGCCGCACGCAGUACACGCAGAUGUACAUCUUCACUAUGAUCUUCGGGACGGCGGACGAGAAGGCCGCGAUGAAGGCUUGGGUGGACAAAGCGCAUUCGCGCGUUAAGGGUGAAGUGCAGAGCGGGGAGCGCAAGAAUGAGGCCUACGAUGCUAUGAACCCUACCCUCCAGCUUUGGGUUGCUGCUACGAUCUAUGCGUCUAUGGUGGGGAUGUAUGAGAAGGUUUAUGGUGAGCUGCCGCCGCUGAAGGCGGAGCUUGUUUACCAGGCUUAUGCGUGCAUGGGGACCUCGCUGCAGGUGCCAAAGGAGAUGUGGCCGGCCGAUAGACAUGCGUUUAAGGAAUAUUGGGAUGAUGUGGUGGAGAACCAGCUGUAUGUUACGGCUGAUGCGAGGGGGGUGUUGGAUGAGUUGUUUCAUCCGAAGGGGCUGCCGCUGUGGGCGAGACCGAUUGCUUGGUUACUACUGCCCAUUGUGAGGCCGUUGACGAUUGAGCAGUUGCCGCCGAAUGUGAGGGAGGGGUUUGGGUUGAAGUCGACGACGGCGACGAGGGCUAUUGCUGGGAUGUUUAUGUCGACGGUGACGGAAGAGAAUGAAGAAGCGUGGUGGGAAGUUGGUGAAGCUGUAGACUAG
This is a messenger RNA of Aspergillus versicolor CBS 583.65, 852 nucleotides long. RefSeq names its product oxygenase MpaB family protein. Bases 1 to 852 code for a protein of 283 amino acids. The transcript has 2 exons. Gene Ontology annotation, molecular function: oxidoreductase activity. The record is from RefSeq and is a predicted model, not a curated record. Lineage: Eukaryota; Fungi; Ascomycota; Eurotiomycetes; Eurotiales; Aspergillaceae.